Molecule: messenger RNA, 3431 nt
Organism: Xyrauchen texanus (razorback sucker)
Lineage: Eukaryota; Metazoa; Chordata; Actinopteri; Cypriniformes; Catostomidae
Product: selenocysteine insertion sequence-binding protein 2-like
Exons: 18
Coding region: 215-2419 (734 amino acids)
Biological process (GO): selenocysteine incorporation
Cellular component (GO): ribonucleoprotein complex
Molecular function (GO): selenocysteine insertion sequence binding; ribonucleoprotein complex binding; mRNA 3'-UTR binding
Source: RefSeq, a predicted model, not a curated record
GUCCUCGCACUGAUAGACGUUGUUGUCAACUUUGAUGUUAAUCUCUAAUUAUUUGGCCUGCUAGUUUCACACCAGAGUCAAACGGAGUACGCGUUUUUAAAAUGGUCGGAAAGUGUGUUCCGGCUGCUGGAGUUUUGGAUCCACUGAAGUUGUUUCAUGAAUAGCCUUCUACACACAGACAACAAUAGAAGAUAAUUCAACAAGGGCUUUAAAUAUGGAUCAAACAGGCCAGUCCUCAAGUGAAGACUGGUUUAAGAGAAGGCAAAGAUCAGUAGACCAUCAGUAUGACACGACACCAAGCAAACACAGCUACAACAGCAGCUCUCAGGUCACCUACAAGAGUGCUGAUCUCAAAACUCAUCAUAGUGAACUACAAGACAGCUCAAACAAGCAAACUGGAAAGGAUAAAAGAGCUGAGCAUUCCCCCCAGGACAAAAGAAUCAGUAGAAGGUCAACAGACAGAAGAGGUCAUAGAGGAACCAAACCUACCCCAAACCCUGCCGACAGAGCAAAAUCAGCAUUUUCAUGUAGUAGCACAUUUGAAAUGAAACUUGCUGAUUUCCCUGAAUUGGGUGACAUCACACUCAACAACCCCACGGCAAACUCGUGGCACCAGGAACCAUCAACCGUUGCUGGUGCAGUCAUGCCAGCGGAGCGACAGAGUUCACCAGCAGUCAUCUGUAAGAAUGUAUCAAAGAGAAGAACCAAGUCGGCUCAGCAACUGCCAUCGAGUGGAAAGAGUGACAUUCUGUCAACUGUCACAGAAGAUCCGGAUAGUGCAAUAUCCAAUCCCAUUGGAUCUCCUGCACCGUCCUGGGCAAAUAUUGCCUCUCAGCCUCGCAAAGUCAUCCAGAAAAUUCCCAAACCCAGCGCAUCCUCUCAGGAGGAUUUAUCGGCACAACCAGCAGAACUGAAAACAGAGAAGAAGAGAAGAAAGAAAAAGAAGAAAUCCAAAGCUGAAGACACAAAGGAGCAGACACCAGAGGAACAUCUCGUACAGCAGGAACCUCCAAAGUUUGAGGAUAAAGAGGAGUUUCCAGACCUGUCGCUUGCAUUUGAGCACAAAGGACAUUCUGGAGCUCAGAAAGAAGGAUUUUCUCUAAAUCAGGAGAUAAAAUACAAAUCCACUUCUGCCUCAAGUGACACUAAAAAAACACAGCAGACUAGUCAGAAGAAGUCAAAAGUUCCUGUACAGCUUGACCUUGGAAACAUGCUGACAGUUCUUGAACAGAAGCAACAGUCUCAGAAAUCGAAACAAGACCAGCGGCCAGUAAUACUAUCAGUUGGUGGAGCUCUACCUGUAGUCCACAAAGAACCUUCAGUUCAGAAGAAGCCUUGGCAGCAAGAGAAGACACCUCACAACCCACUUGACUCCACCUGUCCUUUAGUGAAAAAGGGAAAGCAACGAGAAGUUCCUAAGGCAAAGAAACCAACACCUCUCAAAAGAGUCAUUUUGCGGGAAAGAGAAGAGAGAAAACAAAACCGCUUGCUUGAGGAGAGAGACCCAGCCAGAGUGGCCGCCGAAACUUGUGAAAAGGAAACUAGUGAAAACCCCUCUGAAACAAGCCUAACUGACCAAGACCAAAUUGUUCUCUUAGAUAUAGAUGACAACCCUGAAGUUGUUGGUACUGAAGAGUCAGAGAGUGACCAGCCUGCUUCUCCAUCUAACGACACGUUGGAAAAUGGCGAGGCAGAAAACGCAACACUAAAAACCUGGAAUCCCAGUUCAAAUCCUAAUCUUCCCAAAAUCCACAGCAGGAAGUUCAGAGACUACUGCAACCAGGUGCUUAGAAAAGAUGUAGAUGAAUGUGUGAGCAGCUUACUGAAGGAGCUGGUGAGGUUUCAGGAUCGUCUGUAUCAGAAAGACCCCAUGAAGGCCAGGAUGAAGCGGCGGCUGGUCAUGGGCCUCAGAGAGGUGCUGAAACACCUCAAACUCAAGAAGGUCAAGUGCGUUAUCAUUUCACCCAACUGUGAACGGAUACAGUCCAAAGGUGGUCUAGACGAGGCUCUUCACACUAUCAUUGAAACAUGCCGUGAUCAAGGCAUUCCAUUCGUUUUUGCCUUGUCGAGAAAGGCACUGGGCCGCUGUGUUAAUAAAGCCGUACCUGUCAGCUUGGUGGGCAUCUUUAACUAUGAUGGCGCUCAGGACCACUAUCACAAAAUGAUUGAGUUAUCGGCCGAGGCAAGGAAGGCCUAUGAGGUGAUGAUUGCAAAUCUCGAGGAAAUAUCACAGGACCAGGAGGAAGUACAGGAAGUGGAGCCACCAGUGGAAACUUCUGAACCUGAAGAGCCAGCAUACAUAAAAAUCUGGAAGAGAAUGCUGGAGAAAGAUUACAAACAACCCUUCCUAAACUUUGAGGAGUUUUCAUCCGUCUCCAUCAAUUCAGAUCAGCUGCUGAAUGACCACGAAGGAAGUUGAUGGAGGUACACGGACGAGUGAGACAAAAAGGGCUGAGGUCAUGCGUCUGUGACACAGAAACAGAAUAUACUGUUUCCAACCACCACUGCACACGGACCUUGUGAGAUAACGAAAAAUUCCAUUGUAGAGGAAUAGCUUGAAGUACCAAAUGUGCCUAUGAUUAAGUCUAGACGAUUAUAUUGAAAAUAAAAAUUUAAUAAACCAAGAGCAAUAUGCUAAAAAUAGAGAACAGCCCUUGACUAACAAUAUUUUCUUAGAAAUAUCACAUACUUAGUUUGUUUUGCUGUCUGAAUGGUGAAUAUUUGUGCAAAAAUCUACAAUCACUCUAUUUCUAUUCAAAUACGUGUAAUAGUUUGAUAUUAAUCCUUGAAACAAUCUGAACCACUACAGUUAUUUAAAUGUUUACUUUUGUAAAUCAAAUAUAUUUUCUUUCCGGACUUGAAUGCACAACUUUACUAAUCAUGACCACUGUGUUUGUAGCCAAUGAAGUUCAUUCAAACUCUCCUUAUUGAAAUCAGCAGAGCCCUGUUUAAUUAAUAAUGAAGGCUAAUAAAUGAAUGAUUUUAAUGACCAUGAAUUGUUUGUGGGAAUACCACUCCCUCUCAUAACUUAUUAAACUUAAUUCCUAGUCCACACUUUUAAUUUGUAACCUACCUUUGGCUAAUCUUUCCAUGUGAGAAUUCCGCAACACUAGCUAAAUACUGAAUCUCUGUAGUUUCCAGAGUCCUUGUGGUGAUUGUCUUUAAAUUUCUAUCAGUGUAACAUUUAUCAAGGUUUAUGUCUUGGUGCUGUUGACUGCAGUUAAUACAGUAGAAAAUGUGUACAUUAUGCAGUUGUGUAGUACUCCGCUGGUCAGUGGUACGUAUACAUGUAGCAUAGAGCUGACAAUUCACAACUUCAAUUUCAGUACUGGAUAAAUAAAGGAAUCAUUUCACAUAUGCAUUUUCUGCUUUGCUGCUAUGUAAGGAAUGUUUACUUUGGGGCCACAAACAUCUUUGUGGGUGGGGGGGGU